Messenger RNA from Leptopilina boulardi, 1936 nucleotides. RefSeq names its product carnosine N-methyltransferase. Bases 136 to 1329 code for a protein of 397 amino acids. The record is from RefSeq and is a predicted model, not a curated record. Lineage: Eukaryota; Metazoa; Arthropoda; Insecta; Hymenoptera; Figitidae. Gene Ontology annotation, molecular function: S-adenosylmethionine-dependent methyltransferase activity. The transcript has 7 exons.
CAUGUGCAUACACACACACAUACAUAUUAGGUAUUAGGGAAGAGGGUUAUAAAAUUUCGAAAAAAAAAUAUUAUUGUGACGAAGACAAAGAAGAAAACUUUUAUAAAUUUUCUAUGACAGAUAUUUUUAAGUAUAAUGGAAUCUGGCUUAAAUGCAUAUUCAAUAAAAAAAUAUGACACAUACGAGGAUGAAGAAGAGCGAAAACACUUUCAGCGGAUUGUUUCCGCAUUCAAAUAUUACAAACCACACUCUUUACAACGAGUGAAGAAGACUGAAACCUACCUCCUUUCUCUACCAACGCAUCAUCAAAAGUUACUCUCAAAAUAUCGAGAUCACCUACAAGAAGUGAAGCGUUGUAUUGAAAAUAAUGACGACAUAAUAAAACUUAUAAUUAAGGAUGUGGCUCACAUAUUUGAGAACGUGAAUCCAGCCAGCACAGAUAACGAGAGUGUAAGAAAAGUUAAUCUGACAUUAAGUCCAAGACCAAUAACGGCCGAUCAAGAAAAAGUGCAAGCAACAAUUAAACAAUUAGUACGUGAUUGGAGUACAGAGGGAAUGGACGAACGAAAUGCCUGUUAUCAACCAAUAGUAGAUGAAAUUUUGCAGCAAUUUCCUUUGGACUAUUGUACUCCUUCGGAAGUGCAAGUUUUGGUACCUGGCGCUGGUCUUGGUAGACUGGCUUUUGAAAUUGCAAGGCGUGGAUAUACAUGUCAGGGAAAUGAAUUUUCAUUGUUCAUGCUGUUUGCAUCUCACUUCGUACUCAACAAAUGUAGAGAUGUGAAUUCUUUUAAAGUACAUCCUUGGGUACAUCAAUACAUGAAUAAUUUAAAACCUGAACAUCAAACACAAGCUGUUUUUUUCCCCGAUGUUAAUCCCAGUGAUUUACCUGAAAAUGUACAAUUUUCCAUGACUGCUGGAGAUUUUCUUGAGGUAUACAAAAAAGAUGAUAAUUGGGACUGUGUAGCUACCUGUUUUUUCAUAGACUGUGCAAACAACAUUGUUCAAUUUAUUGAAACAAUAUAUAAAAUUUUAAAACCAGGUGGCGUAUGGAUAAAUUUGGGUCCACUUCUUUAUCACUUUAGUGACAUGCCAAUGGAGGAUUCAAUUGAACCCAGUUACGAAGUUGUCAAAGAUGUUAUACGAGGCUUAGGUUUUCAAUUGGAGAAAGAAGAAACACAUGUGAAAUCAAGAUACGCCCAAAAUUCCAAUAGUAUGCUUCAAUAUGAAUAUAAAAGCGUUUAUUUUGUAUGUCGAAAACCAAAAAGACAUCUUAAAACUGGCGUCAAUGGUUUAAAUGAUAGUAAUGGAAUUCACGAACAAGAAAACUGAUAACUUUUUAUACCUUAGUACAUUCGUCUAUUAGAAAAAAAUCAAAAGUCUGUUCUAUUGAGUUUGAAAAAAAACAUUUGUCUUUCAUUUUAUUAUUUCAACUUUUGUUUUUUUACGAGUUCAUUUAUAGUUUUCAUUUUAUUUCGUGUAUUACUAUUUUUCAGUUGUUUUAAAAAAACAAAUGUAAUGUAGACCUACUAAUGAGUACUCGUAUUUUGAAUUUCCUGCUCUUCACACACACACACAACUUUUGUACUUUGAACAAUGGUUAAAGAAACUCACUUUUUUUUAUUAUUAUUAUUUACAGAGAGUUUUGCGACUUUCUUAUUAAAUAUAAAAUUUUGUGAUUUAAUAUAAUGAAUUUACUCAGCUGACUAAUUGAGUUUCUUAAUUAAGACCAUUGUCUCGUUGAUAAUAAUUUAUAAGUGUCUUCUACGAAAAACCAGAGGGACGUAAAGUUAAUGUAAACUGUAUGAAACAUUCACAUUGAUAUUGAUCAAAUCAGCAUAAAUGAUAGUCAAUUUUUUUGAUACUAUUAAAUAAACACUAAAAUUUGUAUAUAAAAUGUUUAAAUUUGAAAUGAAAAUAAAAAAAAAAUUAUUAACAA